AUGGUGCUUUCUACAAACAAUGUACCAGCAACGUUGCCAUACAGAAGACCAGCAAGUCAACAUGGUCAACUAGCAUAUGGACCUUGUGACACAUCACUUUACAGCCAAUCAGUUUGCAAAUUACCCAUCCAAUUAGCAUACAGGCCACCCGGCCAAUUAGCAUACAGACCACCCGGCCAAUUAGCAUAUGGACCACCCAACCAGUCUGGAUAUAGACCUGCAAACCAUUUGGUGUAUAGCCCAGAUCAGGAUUUUCAACGUGGACAGUAUUUGACAGAUGAUCAUAACAAAGUAUCCUUGCCAGAACAUGAGGCUUAUGAAGAUGACCAGCAAAUAUUUGUCCCGAAAACAAGGAGCAAAUCUGUAACAGAACCUGUAUUUCGCAUGGGAAGUCAUGGGGCUCCGUGGAAACAUGUCAAGUCUGUCAUCAACAGCUCAGGCAACCUUAUGUGUUGGAUAGAUGGAUGUGUGAAACAAGAUGAGAACACCUUCUUUCCUAUGUACUGGAGUCGAAACCAAUCCAGGCAGAUGUAUCGCCCACAGGAAAGCAAAUCCAUGUUGAGAAACUCUUACAGCAUGUACAAGGAAAGAGCCAGGGAUGGCUUCAGGCAAUGGCUGCCGAAAAAGCCUGCCGCCACCAAAUUUACAGAUUAUACGAAGGUGCAUGUCCACGGUUACUAGGCGACUUUUGACAUUUAAUGUCACGGCACAAGAUUGUGAAACUCAUACCCACAAUGUUAUUUUUAAAAUAUCGAAAGAGCACGUGACUGUUUAAGGAGUUUUAUAUUCACCAGUAAUAAUUCAUGUAGUUAGAAUGGGUUUAACCACUACCAUGCCUUUUGUCUACCCGAAAAUGUAAAAUCAUCCGAAAAUGUAAAGUAAUUGCCAGGAUUAACAUUUACCAAAACAUUAUUCGAACAUGUAAAUGUGAUCUGUUUUCAGCCACAGUGAAGGGUUUAAAUUUGUAAUAAGUAUUGUAUAUUUUCAUGUCAAGUUUUGAGACAGUUUUAUAUUAUAUUGUUAUUGACAAUUAUUUUAUAUUUUCAGGCGAUUUUACAUUUUCAUGUUGUACACCCUCUGCCCUUCACAAAUAAAACAAUCG
This is a messenger RNA of Liolophura sinensis, 1102 nucleotides long. RefSeq lists its product as uncharacterized. Lineage: Eukaryota; Metazoa; Mollusca; Polyplacophora; Chitonida; Chitonidae. The transcript is spliced from 5 exons. The record is from RefSeq and is a predicted model, not a curated record. The coding region runs from base 1 to 681 and encodes 226 amino acids.